AUGGUGGUCGCCAAGUGCAGCCUGUCGGUUUCAGGUAACGCAUCGCCUUUGAAACCCGCUCCGUGGCGUUUUGCUAACUAUGCGAUCCAUCUCGCAGGUGAUGUCGCCGAGUCUCUAGCUGCUGCGAUCACCCAGACAUCCCGCGACGAGGGACGGCCGAACAAACGUCGCAAGCUGUCGAAUGGCCACGAGUCUGUUACCCCGGAUCCCACAGUUUCCUCUACAAGAACUCCUGCUGGCUAUGUUGCUCUGGGCCGACUUCUUCUGAACUUCAGUUUCACGGAACCAAUCGCGGACUUAGGGUUAUCCUUUGAUUCUUCGGAGGCGCCUCCUCUGCGACUUCCCGUCCUCGUGAAGACCUUCCGGAAUAUCGACCUUUCCGAAGAUGCCUACCAGCUGGAAUUGGUGACCGUACCAGCGCGAGACACCGUCUUUGACCACACAAUCGCCCAUCCUGAUCUAGUUGUCUUUGGUUCGCAUUUGUCGCUUGCGAGGAGCCUUGCGUCUGUCGACAACUAUCGCGGAAGUCCUCCUGUCGCCUGCUACCAGUCCACGCUAUGCUGGCUCCCAGACGAAAGGUCAUUUCAGUUGGUGACGGAUAUUUUGUGGAAGGACUCGCUGAUCGUUCCGAACCGGCUGACCCGAGAGGCGCGACUUGUGCUUUCGAAGUAUACGCCUCAUUACGAAACAGAUGAUCUGCCAAAGGCAGAGCACAACGAGUCGCGCAGAUCGUCACAGAAAUCAUGGUCGCCUCGCGAUUUCUACGAUAACGUUUACGUUCCACCGGACACGCCGGAUGCAUCUGCUGAGAUAAACUGUGAUCUGGUGCGGUGCAAACUUUACCCGUUCCAGAACAGGGCUGUCCGAUGGCUUCUUGAGAAGGAGGGAGUGCAGUUACAAUCGAACGGGAAGGUGACUCCAAGAGAACCGCAAAUUCAUCGCGAGGAGUUGCCAGAUUAUUUCCGAGAGUUCACGGACGCGGAUGGCCGUCGUUGCUUUGUGAGCCACCUUUUCAAAGUUGUGGCCACAGACCUGUCGGGGUGGAACGACUCAGGAAGACACCUUAAGGGAGGCAUUUUAGCCGAAGAGAUGGGUCUUGGUAAAACGGUUGAAAUGAUCACUUUGAUGUGUCUUCACCGGCGCGUACUGCCUAUAAACGGCGCAACUGCCAGCGUCAACGGCGAUGGCCUUGUGAAAUCUCGUGCUACUUUGAUUAUCACGCCACCGGCUAUCCUCGAGCAAUGGAAGCAGGAGAUCCAGAACCACGCUCCAACGCUCUCUGUGUUCCACUACACCGGCCUCCAGCGGCAUCAGAAGUUGUCAGAUGAGGAGCUUGUUCGGCUGGUGGCGGAAAAUGAUGUUGUUCUCACCACAUACAAUGUCCUGGCAAAAGAGGUGCACCACUCUGGCGAUGCUCCUCAACGCAAUCUGCGUAACGAGAAGAGAUUCGAGCCGAGAAAGACCCCACUUGUCCGGAUAUCCUGGUGGCGUGUUUGUCUCGACGAGGCUCAGAUGAUCGAAAGCGGAGUCAGCAACGCAGCUAGGGUCGCUCGUCUCAUUCCCCGUGUGAACGCCUGGGCUGUCACAGGAACUCCCAUUCGGAAGGAUAUCAAAGAUCUCUUUGGUUUGCUGUUGUUCCUUCAUUACGAGCCAUUUUGCAGCUUUCAGGACGUCUGGAUGAGACUUUACGAGAAUUUCCGACCCGCGUUCAAGUCUAUUAUUAAUAGAAUAGCUCUUCGGCACAGCAAAGACCGCAUACGAAGCGAAUUGCGUUUGCCUCCUCAGAAACGAGUUAUUAUUACAAUACCCUUCACAGCAGUCGAAGAGCAGCAUUACAGCCAUCUGUUUGAACAGAUGUGCGAAGAGUGUGGCCUUGAUUCUUCCGGUGCUCCUCUCCGUGAUGACUGGGACCCAGACGCUCCAUCUACCGUCGAGAAGAUGCGGAACUGGUUAACAAGGCUCCGCCAGACCUGUCUGCAUCCCGAAGUUGCGGGAAGCAAUCGUCGCGCAUUGGGUACCGGGAACGGCCCGCUGCGUUCUGUCGCCGAGGUGCUUGAGGUCAUGAUCGAUCAGAACGAGACAUUGAUCCGGGCCGAGGAACGCGCCCUUCUUCUGUCGCAGAUUCGACGAGGUCAACUGCUGGAAAAUGCUGCUCGUCGACGCGAGGCCCUUGAUCUCUGGCAGAAAGCGUUAGACCGGUCUACCGAAAUCGUUGAAGACUGUCGAGAGCAACUCCGGGUUGUGCGUGAAAAAGUCAGAUGUGCUCAUGGUGCAUCAGAAACGGAUGGCGACACUCCGAGCGACAAAGAGGAUAAUGAGGAAACUGAUAAGAACGCUCGGGUGGGAACGUGUCGGCAAAGACUCAGGGCGGCAUUGGAGGUCCAGCACAUUUGCAAAUUCUUUACUGCAAAUGCAUAUUACCAGAUCAAGACGGACACCAACCUAACCGCUCCUGACUCGGAGGAAUAUAAGGCACUCGAAAAGGCUGAAGAGGAAGCCUAUGAGGCUGCAAAGCAGAUCCGAAAAGAAAUGUUGGCGGAGAUCACGCGAAAAGUCGGGAAAUACAUGAAAAUCAUCGACGAGAAAUUCAAACAGAACUCCUUUGUUCGAAUUCCAAAGAUGAAACCAAAAUUCCCCAACUUCGGUCUCGAAGGACGAAGAUUACUCGAGAAAUUCGAAAACUAUUGUGAUGCAAUGAAUCAGCAUGCUGAGCAAUAUAACGAAUGGCGUGAUGCCAUGGUCAAGUUACUCCUCCAGUCUCUUAUUGAUCAAGAAGAAAGCGCGGAACUAGAGGGCAACGAAUAUGAGACUUCAACGAAGCACCAAGAUGAGAUGUACGUUUACAUGGAGGCGCUUCGUACCAUGUUUGCGGAUCGCCAUGACGCCCUGACGGGCCAGCAAAAUCAUCUCAUUGAUCACGAAGUCAAGAUGGGUCUCAACCAGGCACAGAAGGGCGAGGGCCCUUCACCUCAACUCUAUCUCUCGAUUAUGAAGACUCGCAACAAAAUCAAGCCCAGGGCUGAGCUUGGUACCCUCCGAGGGAUUAUCAGCGAGCUACGUAGCCUUGCCACGUCGCUUGAAUGGCAAGAAAGCGGAGGAAGCGCUCGUGCUCGAGCCGAGCUUUUCAUUGUGAAUGAUGUACUUGCUCACGCCAGCCAGAUGGCUAGUGAACAAAAUAAGGCGAUUUCCAGCUUGGAGAAAGAAGUUGAGCUGUUUCGUGAUACAAUGAACCACCGGCUUGAGUAUUACCGUCAACUGCAACAGAUCUCCGAUACCGUUGCACCUUAUGAUGAGGAGAGUGUGGGCAAGCCACUCGAUGAGGCCCUGUUUGCGGCAAAGUUACGGAACGAGGCUGCCAUAGAUGAGAAAUUGUCUGGCCUAAGAUCCAAGCAACGUUAUUUGAUUCAUCUGAGGGAUGAGUCGGGUCCAGAUGACAGCACGAGGAUCUGUGUCAUCUGCCAGAGCACCUUCGAAAUCGGUGUCUUAACCGUCUGCGGUCAUAAAUACUGCAAAGACUGCUUGCGCAUGUGGUGGCAUCAGCAUCGAACGUGUCCGACGUGCAAGAAGCGUCUAAAAGCCAAUGACUUCCAUCAGAUCACGUACAAGCCGCAGGAACUCCUCGUGCAAGAAGAAAAGAGUCCCACGAAACUUGAGUCUGACCGUCCUUCCAAGAACUCUAUUUACUCCGACAUUAAUUCUGGGGUACUGAAAGAGAUCAAGAACAUCGAUCUCGAUAGUUCCUUUGGCACGAAGAUAGACACGCUGGCACGCCACAUUAUGUGGUUGCGAGAGCAUGACCCGGGAGCCAAGUCAAUUGUAUUUUCUCAGUAUAAAAAUUUCCUGGGGGUGCUAGCCACUGCGUUCACGCGAUUCAAAAUUGGAUUCAGCAGCGUUGAUACAAAGGAUGGCAUUGAACGGUUCAAGCACGACCCUGCGGUUGAAUGUUUCCUUCUUCAUGCCAAAGCGCAUUCUUCCGGCCUCAAUCUUGUCAACGCGACUCACGUGUUUCUCUGCGAGCCAUUAAUCAACACUGCAAUCGAACUGCAGGCCAUUGCCCGUGUCCACCGUAUUGGGCAACAUCGACCAACCACGGUCUGGAUGUACCUGGUCUCGGAUACGGUAGAGGAGUCCAUCUACGAGAUCUCUGUCUCACGCCGCCUCGCCCACAUUGUGCAGAAGGAGAAGGAGAAGGAGAAGGAAGCACACUCUCCAUCUCCAGGGCUCCAUAAUGGGACGACGGUUGAAAACCUUACGGAGACAGCUAUUGACUCUGCGAACUCGUUGGAGAUGCAGGACGCGACGCUGGGAAAGCUGUUGGCAGGUGGCUCCACUGGGGGUGAGCUGGUGAGCAAAGAUGAUCUUUGGGAGUGUCUCUUUGGAGGCGCGCAGAGAAGAAAGAAAUCAUCUCCCGUAUCGGCUGAUGCCGAACGUGAAGUUGGGCGAUUCUUGAGGGCGGAGGCGGCUGAGGAGAGAAGAAGAGAAGCUCGCUGUGAUAACUCGGUUGCUGGAUGA
Molecule: messenger RNA, 4512 nt
Organism: Rasamsonia emersonii CBS 393.64
Lineage: Eukaryota; Fungi; Ascomycota; Eurotiomycetes; Eurotiales; Trichocomaceae
Product: SNF2 family helicase/ATPase
Exons: 4
Coding region: 1-4512 (1503 amino acids)
Biological process (GO): protein polyubiquitination; DNA damage response
Cellular component (GO): nucleus
Molecular function (GO): ubiquitin protein ligase activity; ATP binding; ATP-dependent chromatin remodeler activity
Source: RefSeq, a predicted model, not a curated record